Molecule: messenger RNA, 1374 nt
Organism: Cyphellophora europaea CBS 101466
Lineage: Eukaryota; Fungi; Ascomycota; Eurotiomycetes; Chaetothyriales; Cyphellophoraceae
Exons: 3
Coding region: 1-1374 (457 amino acids)
Biological process (GO): meiotic chromosome segregation; attachment of mitotic spindle microtubules to kinetochore; kinetochore organization
Cellular component (GO): Ndc80 complex; kinetochore
Molecular function (GO): protein-containing complex binding
Source: RefSeq, a predicted model, not a curated record
AUGUCGCAAUAUCGAUCUUCUCAGCAACAGCAACAGCCGCGCGGCAAGAAGAAGGAGGAAGACCCCGAUGCAUUCAUGAAGCUGUCCGACAGAGAGAUCGCAGGAUGCAUCAGUGAUAUAGGUGUGCCGUUCCAGCCGACCGAUCUUCAGAAACCGAAUCCGCAAUUGAUUCAGAUGGUGUUUGAACACUUGGGCGAGCUCCUCUUAAAUGCGACUCGAGACUCCAUUGACCCUGCCAUGCGCGCCGCUGCCGAAGACAUCUGCCCUGGCGACACAGAAAUUAUACCGUUCGAAACGAGAAUGCUCAUGGGUUUCUUCGUGAGUUUGCGACGGAUGCUUAUCGAGUGCGGUGUUCACGACUUCUCCUUCAAUGACCUUGUUCGGCCAACGUACGAGCGACUGGUAAAGAUUUUCUCUUACAUCAUCAACUUUGUGCGCUUCCGGGAGAGUCAAACCACUGCGAUUGAUGAGAACUUUAAUAAAGCGGAAGCGACCAAAGCGCGCAUCGAGACACUAUACAUGGAUAACCAAGACAUGGAGCAGCGGCUCGAGGACAUGAAGCGCAACCGAAAAGCGAUGGAAGCUGCUGUUAAGGAGAAGGUGAAAAGGAACGAUGAACUCAAGGCGCGACUGCUUGAGUUGAAAAAGGGUCAGGAACGCAUUGCAGAACAGCUAGAGAGAGCAAAGGCCGACAAAUCCCGGGCGCAGGGCAUCCUUGAAGAGAAGACGGAGAGACUGCUAAGACUCAGGCAAGAGAGCGAAAAGCUCAAGCCAUACGUGCUUGAGAGCCCCGGCAAGCUACAAGAUGAGCUUCACGACCUUUCCAACAACCUGAUGCAGGAGCGGCAGCAAAUCGACUCUCUGGAGAGGCGUAAUCGAGCAUUGCAGACCUCGGGUGAUAGCUUUGGUGUUGUUACGAAUGAGGUGCAGUCCUGCGUGAAGGUUCUCGAAGAAAUCUCGGUCGAGCUGCAUAAGGAGGAGGAGGAAGAGGCCAAAGCGGCAAGAAACCGAGAUCAAGUCGCCGAUCGCAGCAAUAAUGUUCGUGAGAUUGAGCAGAACGAAAAGAUGCUGCAGCGGCAGCUUGAGAAGUGGGAAGAGCGAACAGAAGCCCUCCGACAGAAGCACAAGGACCGCGACGAGGCGAACAAGGCCAAGAUGGAGGAGUUGCGCGCCGCCCAGAAGCAGCUACGCGAAGAGAGGACUGAGAAGGGCAGAGAGACAGAUCGAAGGAGAAUUCGCAUCGAGCAAACUGAGAAGAAGAUGGCGGACCUUAAAGAGACGAUCGAGAAAGAAGUUUACGACAUUCGCGAGCAGUACCAGAAGCUCGAGUCACAUAUCAAGCUGUACAUCACCGAGAUGGAGCAAAGCGUCUGA